AUGAAAGCAUUUCGUUACAAAGAUUACCGUCCGGAUUCUCGUGAACCAACCCUAAUUUUAGAAUCCAUGAAAGAUUCAUUAAUUCCCAUUGAUCUGUAUCGCGACUUUGUUCACGCAAUUCGAUAUAUCUAUAAUCGAGCGUUGAGAAGGCCGACCACAUCAGAUCUUUGGCCUAAUGAUAGACCAACUGUUGAACCAACACCUCCUCCAAAACCGACUUUCUUUGAUCGAUUGUCGAAUCUAUUCAUGAGACCUUUGUAUAGGCCGCAAGAAAAUGCUCCUAUGCAAUCUCAGAAACCACCAACACCGGUUCGUAAGAUUAAAAUUGGGAAUAUGGAAGUCUCAUGGAAGAAAAAACAAAGCAAUAAGACUAAUGAUAAUAAAGUGUAA
Molecule: messenger RNA, 390 nt
Organism: Racocetra fulgida
Lineage: Eukaryota; Fungi; Glomeromycota; Glomeromycetes; Diversisporales; Gigasporaceae
Source: the annotation of a GenBank genome assembly